Melopsittacus undulatus (budgerigar) is the source of this 1079-nucleotide messenger RNA. It is a transcript of the gene CFAP300, whose product is annotated as cilia and flagella associated protein 300. NCBI's taxonomy places the organism in Eukaryota, Metazoa, Chordata, Aves, Psittaciformes, Psittaculidae. The coding region runs from base 59 to 862 and encodes 267 amino acids. The record is from RefSeq and is a predicted model, not a curated record. The transcript is spliced from 7 exons.
CACCGCCUGAGCGGCUCCGUGUCCAUGGCAACCGCCGGGCCGCCGCCGGCACCGCAAGAUGUCUGCCGGGGAUCGGCGCUGUCCGCCGGCCUUCGCGUUCCGCCCCCUGCCCCAGAAAGCUUUCCCCUGCCUGGAGGAUAAGGACAUCCGGGACCGGCUCCUCAAAUGGUCUAUGCAAGGCAGGAUCACAGCACAAGCGUUCGGUUUUGACCAGCAGUUUAAACCCUAUCUAAAGGAUGAAUUUGUUACGGCAUUUUUUAAUGACCAAAAUGUGAAAACUAACUUGAAGUUGCUCUCAGCUUCAGAACAAUGGACUACACUGGGUUCCAAAGUGACAAAAAUUGAAGCUACACUGGUGCCCUGUACAGAGAUUUCCAUGUCAUUUUUUGAUCGGCUCUACUCUGAAGGAAUUGUUAGAGAAACUGGAGAUAUUGUAAAAUGUUAUGAUGACUAUUAUGAUGAUAUUCUCAUCUCUGAUGAGUUAAGAAAGGUCUUGCUUCUGGAAGAUUCAGAUCAUUAUGGCAUAUUCAGUCCAUUGGAUCGCCAGGAAUUUCUGUUCUGUCUUUUUAAGCACCUUUGCAUUGGAGGAUCUCUUUGCCAGUUUGAAGAUGCAGUUGGCCCAUACUUAGAAACUACAAAAGCAUUUUAUAAAGACUUAGUUAGUGUUCAAAAGAAUCCUGAAACAAAAGAAAUAAGAAUUAUUUCUACUGUCUUCAGAGUGUCUGCAUAUGACAUUAAUGGCCUGUGUUACCCUUCAAGCAAAAGCCACGAUCAGACUUUUGCCUACCUGGUUGUGGACUCCUGCAAGCGGCAAGUCAACACUCUGUAUCACAGCUUCGGUGCAGGCUUGUUUACAGACUAGUUACAAACCUGACUGUCCUCUAGUGUUAGAGUGGAGGUGGCCUUCUCUCUGCAUGGGUGCAGGUAGGAACUGCUCAGUUGUGAGGAGCAGCCGCUCCUAGGUUACACGCUCUGAAAGGUUACAGGUUCAUGUACAUGUGACUGUGGUUAGUAAUAAAAGGUUCUCUGUAUUUAAGAAGCAUAGUUCUUGAAGCUGUUUUCUUGGCAGUUUUGUCACA